AUGCCAUGCGAAAAUGUAUCGCACAUCUCUGAAGCUUCAGCACCGGUUCUUGAAGUGCCGAAUGUCUAUCAUCGUAGUCUGGUAGAGGUGAUUACCUCUGCUUUCAAGGAUUCAACCUCAAAACAAUUCCACUUUACCCCAUUUCGACUCUUUUGGCAGCCAUCGCCUGACGUAGAGCCCGAGCGAGUUAUAACUGAGCUAUACAACUCUGAGGCAUUUCUUGGCGAGUACGAGCAAAUCACUCGGAAAUUGAAACCCACACCACCUGGAACAGUCCAUAUCGAAACAUGCAUUGCUGCUAUGAUGCUGUGGUCGGAUUCAACACACCUUGCUAGCUUUGGCGAUGCCUCACUAUGGCCUCUGUAUCUGUAUUUUGGCAAUCAGUCUCAAUAUUUUCGAUCAAAACCAAACAACUUUGCAGCUCAUCAUGUAGCCUAUAUACCAUCGCUCCCGGAUAACCUUCAAGAUAUAUACAUGGAGGCAUACAAUGGAGCGGCGGCCUCUGAAGAGACAAUCCGUAACAUGAAGCGUGAUCUCAUGCAUGCGGUCUGGCUCCUUCUGCUAGACGGGGAAUUUAUGGAUGCAUAUGAAAAUGGCAUACUUAUCAAGUGCACUGAUGGCAUUACCCGCCAUUAUCCUGAAAAGGUCCUUUUAGCAACCAUUCGAUUUCUGGGCAAAUCUCUGUGUACCGGAUGUACGAUCUAUAAGAAGUUUGUUAGCGCACUCGGAACACGUGCUGAUGACCAAAGACGCAACCACGAAAGAAAAGAUACAAAAGAAAGACAAAGAAAGGUGGAAACCAGCCGCUCAUGGAUCUUUGAAUAUGGUGGUUCUAUCAAGAGUCAAGGUGUCGAAAAUGUACUUGCUGAUGAGUCAUAUGUUCCUGCUCGAAAUGCAUUCUCAACAAGACUGUUCGGGCUUGGAUUCAAUUUUUUUUCAAUGUUUGUUCCGGAUCUCUUGCAUGAGUUUGAACUUGGCGUCUGGAAAGCAGUCUUUAUACAUUUGAUGCGAAUACUCUACUCAUGUGGUGAAAAUUAUAUUCAAAAGCUUAAUAAAAGAUACCGACAAGUUCAGACAUUUGGGAGAUCUACCAUUCGUCGAUUUUCUACUAAUGCCUCCGCUAUGAAAAAGCUGGCCGCUCGUGAUUAUGAGAAUCUUCUGCAGUGCUCAAUGCCGGUAUUUGAAGGAUUACUUCCAAAUCAAAAACACGAUGCCAUGCUUCAAGACCUUUUAUUUAUUCUGUGCACGUGGCAUGCUUACGCAAAGCUUCGUAUGCAUACCAUGUCAAGUCUGACAGGCCUUAAGGCAACAACACGUAGUCUUGGACAAGCACUGCGAGAUUUUUCCAAGAAGCUUUGCCCAAAAUAUGACACAAAAGAGUUGCCAAAAGAAGAGGCUGCUCGGGCAAGACGUGCAAGAAAAAGUAAAGGAAAAGGAAAGGCGUCAUCUUCAACAACAGCCAAUACGGCGGCGCCUUCGGCAAAGGUUUUCAACAUGUUUACCUUCAAGCUUCACCAUCUGGGACACUAUUUAAAGGCAAUAUGGCAGUAUGGGCCUUCGAGCGGCUACUCAACACAGACGGGAGAGUUGGAGCACAGACGUGUCAAAAAAUUCUAUGCACGUACAAACAAAGGACGCAAAUUUGAACAUCAAAUUACAAGGCAUCAACGCCGUGAACGUAUACUGCGACGCAUUGCUAAUCGAGUCAAAAAUGCUGCAAGUGAAUCUGCCGGCAGCCUCUCUUCCCAACAAUAUCAGUACAAAAGAGGUGCUACGACUCAUUUGGUUCCAUUUGAGGAUUCCGAAUCACUACAACCCAUUCUGCCAGAGCUCCACCAUUACAUUUCAAAUGGAAAGAACUCACCGAUCAACAUUUUUCAGUGGAUAUACGACAAUAAUGAUGAUGAAGCAUUGACGAGAUUUGUUCCUAAACUAAAAGACCAUCUUCUGUCCCGCUUACUUGGCCACGAUGACAACUCAGAUGAAUCACUCUACUACACUGAUGAAGACCGGCACCACGUCCGAAUUAUCCAUGAUCGUAUGUACAAACAUAAACGUUGUCGUGUCAACUACACUUCCUAUGACCUCCGACGUUGCCAAGACACUAUGAAUCCCACUUCACAUGCUGACAUUAUGGUCUUAUCGGGUAAUGAGGAACUGGAUGGACACCCGUUUGCCUAUGCUCGUAUACUCGGUGUCUAUCAUGUUGACAUUAAGCAUACCGGACCAAAAUCAAGGUCAAAUCUGGUACACCGCAUGGACUUUCUAUGGGUCCGGUGGUUUGAACUUGAUUCCACAUUUGUAGGAGGCUGGGAAACACGCCGUUUGCAUCGUCUUCAAUUUGUUGAGUCUGAUUCAUCGGCCGCAUUCGGAUUUCUGGACCCGUCUCUCAUUCUACGUGGAUCACAUCUCAUAUCGGCAUUUGCCCAUGGCACCACAACUGCUAGACUAGGCCCAUCAAUUGCGCGAGUUUCUGGAGAAAAGAAGAUGCAAGAUAAAGACUGGAAUUACUACUACGUGAAUAUGUUUGUUGAUCGCGACAUGUUCGUAAGGUAUCUGGGUGGAGGAAUCGGCCACCAGGCAACGAAUGAAUACACAGCUGACCUUCGGCCUAACUUUGAAGCUCGUGACCUGUUUACAGGAUACAAACCAGGCGAUAACCAGCUUCAAGUUGAUUCAGAUUCAGAAAGUGACCAGUCUGAGCUUGAGGCUAUGCCAUCAUCGUUAAAUCAUGACAAGGAAUAUGAUAUUGACAAUGUAGACACUGAGGAUGAAGACUGGGGAUAUAAAAGCUCAAACAGUAGCCAGGAUUCAGAAAGCGAAUUGGAAGACCCGGAGGUAAUUGUGGCAGAGGAGGCGGGGGCAGAAAAUGAAUUUGACCUUGAUGAUCUUGGUCCUGGAGAUGGCGAGGCAGCUUGGGAAUCAGAUGAUUAUGAGGCAGAAGGGUAUGCUGAGCUAUAG
This is a messenger RNA of Psilocybe cubensis, 2961 nucleotides long. RefSeq lists its product as uncharacterized. The transcript is spliced from 10 exons. The coding region runs from base 1 to 2961 and encodes 986 amino acids. The record is from RefSeq and is a predicted model, not a curated record. Lineage: Eukaryota; Fungi; Basidiomycota; Agaricomycetes; Agaricales; Agrocybaceae.